Molecule: messenger RNA, 330 nt
Organism: Fraxinus pennsylvanica
Lineage: Eukaryota; Viridiplantae; Streptophyta; Magnoliopsida; Lamiales; Oleaceae
Source: the annotation of a GenBank genome assembly
AUGAUAUCCAAUUGUUCUAGAUUCUUCACAAAAGCCCUCUUCGUCAACACCAAACCCAAUUUACUCACAUACCCAGCCUUCUCCCUCUCUCGGAAUCUCUCGAUUCAUCUUCAUCAGGUUCUUGCAAUGGCUUCUGAAUCUGCCUCCUCUUCACCUUUCAAGAAAAUCCAGAUUCAGAGAGACGACACGGCAUUUGAUGCCUAUGUGAUUGGGAAAGAAGAUGAUCUUGGGAUUGUUGUGCUUCAGGAUUGGUGGGGUGUUGAUUUUGAGAUCAAGAAGCAUGCUAUUGAAGCACAUUCGAAUUGCACAUGCAUUUCAUUUAAAAACUGA